Trypanosoma theileri is the source of this 1194-nucleotide messenger RNA. RefSeq lists its product as uncharacterized. The record is from RefSeq and is a predicted model, not a curated record. NCBI's taxonomy places the organism in Eukaryota, Euglenozoa, Kinetoplastea, Trypanosomatida, Trypanosomatidae. The annotation marks the transcript as partial. The transcript has a single exon.
AUGUUCGUCCGACUGCGUGGUGUGGUGUACCUGUUGGUACUUCUGCAUUGUUGUGCGUGUGUGGUGCGUGCGACUGGUGGUGGUGGAGCGGUGGCGGUCGCAAGCAAUGAUGGGACGGUUGAUGUGCGGAGUCCACACGACGAGGUCUUGUUGGCGGAGAAUAGGACAGCGGAGUGGUUGAAUAAGGCGGAUGACUUGUACGUGGAGGGAGACGGAUGUCGUUUUCUCUGGGAAGAAGAACUGAAAUUGUGCAAAGAACUUGUCGAUAGUACCGAACGAAAAACGAAGGAAGUCAGUGAUUACGUCACGAAGACGAAAGGGAAAGGCAGUUCGACGGCAUUAAAUGAAACGGUGAAAGGGAAAGUAAAAGAGUUGCUCCAGGGCGUGAAAGAGACGGUGCUCAAGACGACAUCAGCGGUCAAAGACGUUAGAAGGAUUAAAGACAUUUGUACAAAUACGCUCGGUAGCAUGGAAAACGCGCUGACGACGUUCAACACGACGAGGGAGUUUUUUAUGGUGGAGAGACAUAAGGAAACAAAUCAAACUUACUGGACGCCGGAAAAAGUGAAACUUGCAGAAGACAGUAAUAGGACGUUCUUCAGGUUGUCAGGAGUAUGGGAGAAGCUGGGUGCGGUGGUUGGAAAGAACAAGGUGUUGCUUUUGUGGGAUGUUGAUCGUCGUAUGAAACCCGCGAGAAAGAAGACGGAGGGGCUGAAGACGGUUUUCGAGCGUGAGGAUGGCGUUGACAAGGAAAUUAAAACCAUAAUCGAUGAAGUCGGAAAAACAAUUGACGAGGCUGUUGGUAUAAGGACACAGAAAGUCAUGGUAAGGAAAGAUGAAUCUACUGUUGAUAGCAAAAUAGAGAAUGCAAAAAAAGAAGCAAGACAACGGAUGGAAGAAGCAAUAAGGGAGGAAGAAAGAAAGCUGGCGGAGGAUGAACAGGCAAGAAAGGAUGAGGCAGCGAGACAGGAAAGAGAAAAGCGAGAGAAACGGGAAGAAGAAAAGAGACUGGCCAUGGAACAGGAGAAAAUGGCUCGACAAGAACAGGCGAAUGACAAAAAAGCGGAAGAGACGGAAAAGAAAAAGGCUAAAGAAGAGGCUGAUAAAAGAAAAGCUGAUGAGAAAAUAGCCCAAGAAGAAAAGGCCAAACAAGAUCGGGAGAGAAAGGAUGCAGAAGAAAAGGCUAGAGAAGCA